AUGGUGGCACAAUUUUUGGAUCAUGUUGCAGUCGAGUAUUAUGUCAUCCGUGAUAGUGAAGAUCUCAAUACUUCACAACAGCAGAUUUUCGCGGUCACUCUAUGGAGCAUAUGGAAACAUAGAAAUAACAAGGUAUGGAACAACGUUGUGGAAACUUCUCAACAAAUUAGUGAGAGGGCUGAAGCGUUUUUGAACAGUUGGAAGAGUGCACAAAAAAUACAGCCACGUAUCCAAGUUCCUAGCGUGCAACAUGAAUCCCCCUGUUGGACAAAACCGGUGCUAGGGAGAUUUAAAUGUAAUGUGGAUGCAGCUUUCUCAAAUUCACUUAACCGGAUGGGUUUUGCAGCUUGUAUCAGAGAUGCGGAAGGUAAUUUUGUCGCAGGUCGAACAACCUUUUUAUCCCCUUUACUUGAUGUAGAGAUGGGUGAAGCGAUAGGACUGCUACAAGCAAUGCAGUGGGCGAAAGAGCUUAACAUGGUGAGCAUGGAUUUUGAAACAGACUCAAAGAUUGUGGCAGAUAGUGUUUAUAAAGGAAAUGGUGUCUCUGAUUUUAUGGCAAUAAUUCAAGAUUGUAGACACUUGUUGAUGACCGAUUUAGUAAACUCUGAUGUGAGUUUCAUUAGGAGACAAGCCAAUGGUGUUGCCCAUAGUUUAGCUAGGGAAGCGCUAUCACAUGCUAGUUUCCAUUUGCAUCUUAACAUUCCUCAUUGUAUAACUACUUUGAUUAAUAAUGAAAGGCUAUAA
Molecule: messenger RNA, 744 nt
Organism: Medicago truncatula (barrel medic)
Lineage: Eukaryota; Viridiplantae; Streptophyta; Magnoliopsida; Fabales; Fabaceae
Exons: 2
Coding region: 1-744 (247 amino acids)
Molecular function (GO): RNA-DNA hybrid ribonuclease activity; nucleic acid binding
Source: RefSeq, a predicted model, not a curated record